Plasmodium fragile is the source of this 1368-nucleotide messenger RNA. RefSeq lists its product as uncharacterized. NCBI's taxonomy places the organism in Eukaryota, Apicomplexa, Aconoidasida, Haemosporida, Plasmodiidae. The transcript is spliced from 3 exons. The record is from RefSeq and is a predicted model, not a curated record. Bases 1 to 1368 code for a protein of 455 amino acids.
AUGAAAAUCGUUUCAAUCAUUUUAUCCCUGCUGCUUUUAUUCUUUAUUAACUUAUUUUUCGUCAAGUCCAUAUACAAAAAUGAGCAGAGCUACAACGUGCCGCUGAAUGUCCUAUUCAAUAAAGGAAAGCACAUUCGCAAGAGGUUAUGUAAUGAAUGCUUUUUUAAAAAUGAAGUGAACAUGAUAUACAAUAGCUGCCGGGCAUUGGAGAGUGUAAAUUAUAAUAACCUUAACCGAAGCAAAAUUUUUUAUUUUAUAAAACAGUCUCCCAAGCUGCUCAAGAGAUAUGUUAGCUUGAGGUCCGUGUCCACACUUUCGAACCUUUUAUCUGUUCGCUUUUUAAAUAAGUUUCUUGCUGAUAGGACUUCUCUGCUGAUUAAUUCGUUUUACUUGUUGGAGGGGACCUACAUAAAGAAUAACAUUUUGCGUGGCCUGGUUGGUUUCUUCGGCACCCUCGUGUUGCGUUUCCUGGUCGUGUACAUUGUCCAGCUGGCCUCGUCCUUCCUCCUCUUCCACUACAUGAACAUCGUGUCGCAAAGGACGCAGGCGUACAUAUUAGAAGUGAGUGGCUCCAAUUACGUCUCGAGGGUGAUUGGCUUUUUCCAAUUGAACCUGGUGAAUUAUUAUAUAAAUGUGGCCUCGGAGUUUGUUCAGGCGAUUCUCAUACGAGCCCUCUUCAAUCAGUACGAAGGACGCCUGGUCAAGACAAUCAUAUACAAUAGCUCCGACUACUAUAUAAACACCAAGCUAACAAAUAAAUAUCACCUCUUCUACCAGUGCACUAAGAAGUUUGUGUUGACUCGCAUAAAUAAGCUGAGUCUGCUCACCUUCAAUUACUUGCGCUACUUUGUCCUGACUAAUUUAUUCUUUAAGAUGUGUGGCGGCACCUACAACAAGUUUUCGCCGAGCGACGUGAAGAUGCCAGGCGUGUACUCCAAUCCAAGGAAGAGCCUCAACAAAGACAUGAAGUACGCCACCAAGAGGGAAAUAGAAGUGUUGAGGCGGUUCUGCAAGGAAACGGGAUGCCACACAUGCGGACUCAGUUGCCAUGAUAGGUUCAUAGGAGAUCACCAACCACCUGUACAAGUCAUUAAGGACAUGAUUCAUUAUUACAGAAAAAGAAAACUCCUCAGAUCCAUACUGAAAUUUUUUAAAUUAUACGACACCAAGCAGAGAUUGUAUCCCCAGUGCGUUCGCUGCUCACAAUUACAAGCAGCUUCUGUCAGGUGUAAAAAGCUAAGACUCAUUCCGCACUACAAUACGAUUAGGCUUUUCCAUGCCUCUUCUGUUUUUCAUUUGGCACUCAAAAUGCUUCUGCUUACCCAGUGGAAUAAGAUAGUGUUUUGGGACGGCGACAAUGUACGCUGA